Molecule: messenger RNA, 696 nt
Organism: Naegleria fowleri
Lineage: Eukaryota; Heterolobosea; Eutetramitea; Acrasida; Naegleriidae
Exons: 1
Coding region: 1-696 (231 amino acids)
Molecular function (GO): protein binding
Source: RefSeq, a predicted model, not a curated record
AUGAACGGGAAUGAAGAGGUGGAAGUCUUGUAUCUCAACAAGUUAGUCAUUUGUUCACAGAGUGACUUUUUUAAGGCCAUGUUUUCAGAGCAUAUUUCCAUGAUGGAGGCAUGUUCUCACGAAUUCAUUGUAGAUGCUCAGGAGGAUGACAUUGCAUUGUUUAAGAUUAUGAUGCAAUCUAUUUACGACAUGGAGAUAUUGAAUCAUUGGAAACUUGACCUUCUCAUGGACAUUUAUUUACUGUAUGACAAGUAUGGAUUUAUUGGCCAAAAAACAUAUCUCAUGGAGAGAAUCAUUGGAGUGACGGAAUAUCUUUCAAACAAGGUCGAAAUGGCCACUACCAUUUUCAGCAAGUUUUCUAUUGCAAUUCAACUGCUCUCUUGGAAAACAGUUCAAAAAGUCAUUUCCAUGACUCGAGCAUUUUGGCUAAUUGGUGACAAUAACUUGGAAUGUCUGGAGAUGUAUGUCUUUUAUUGCACCAUCUUUGACUUUAAUGCUGCUCUCAUCCAUGAAUGGAUCUUUAACUCGAUCAAAUGCAAAUGUUUCCAAUUACAAAAGUUGAAAGAUAUUCUACAGAAAAUUAAUAGGAAAUUUAAUUCAUCCAGGAAUGAAAUGAAAACAAUCCAAUUGUCAUGGGCUAGUUCAGAUCCUAUUUAUCAGUACAUUUUAAACACCAUUUGUGAAGUCAUUAAUUAA